Messenger RNA from Symbiodinium natans, 3018 nucleotides. Lineage: Eukaryota; Dinophyceae; Suessiales; Symbiodiniaceae. The record is from the annotation of a GenBank genome assembly.
AUGCGCGUGCAUUGCACCGAGGCCCGGCGGAAGCUCAAGGCACCUGUGUCCAGGUAUGAGCUGCGAGUCUUCUGGCGACGCCUUGAUGAAGACAACAGCGGCCAGGCUUCCAUCGAGGAAUUUGGGCGGCUCAUGUACAAGAUUGAGCUCAGCCAGUGGCCUGACCUGACCGAUGAAGAGGUCGAGCGUGUGGUUGGCGUGCUGAACCAGGCAGCUCACAAGUGGCACCGCGCGGGCGGGAACUGGUUCAAGAUCUUCAACCAGAUCGAUGCAGAUGGCAGUGGGAAUCUCUCUUAUGACGAGCUUGUGCAGUGUGUUCGUGGGACCUAUCCAUGCCUAAGAGUGCCGACACGGGAUGUGACGGAGAGAGAGCUGCAAGGGCUGUGGAAGGCCUUGGACAACAUGGGAAGCAUUGAGGUUCCGGUGCAUCGGUUUAUGGUGUUCAUGCGAAGAUGGAGUGGCGACACCAGCUUCAACAAUAAAGAACAGAAGCGAAAGCCUCCGGACAAGUCUUCGUUGCCACCCGUGUCCGAGCGUACGGGCGUGGAGGUGCGCGGGGUCGCCCAGGCCCUGGAACGGGCUUUGUCGUCGUACUACAUCGACAAAGGCUACCUAAGCGUUGCUAGCGCAUGUGAGGCGGCAGCGUGGCAGGGCGGUGCCAAAGUUAACGACACUGCUUGCAGCUGGACUCGCUUCUUUAUGGAGAUGGACAAAGAUGGAAGUGGCCGCCUGUCAUACAACGAGUUCAUGCGGGCAAUCUUCUCAAAGCUCAAGACUUGGAUGGAUCCCAAGGUCUCCCUACCUGUGGGAGGAACUGGGCGAAACGUGACGAAGGAUGACAUUCGUGCCCUGUGGGACAAGCUCGAUCCCUCCUCAGUGGGCGAAGUCACGGCGAAAGACAUGAUGCUUGGCUUGUACCAUGUUCAGCUGGACGGCUGGCCCGAGUUAGACGGUGCAGAGCUUGAGAGAAUAGCAACGAUCCUGAACUACGCUGCCGUCAAACGAUUGCGAUCCAGUGGCAACUGGUACAAGAUCUUCAAUCUGGUCGACAAGGGCCAAUCCGGCCGCCUCAGCUUCGGGGGCCUCAAAGAAGUUGUGAGGGACAUGUGGUACGGACUAGCCAUUCCACCGGAUCAGAUCACGGACUUCGAUCUGAAAGGCUUGUGGAAGGCCUUAGACGAGGACAAGUCCAGCACCGUCAGUGUUGGUGAGUUCAUGGUCUUCAUGCGCCGCUACGGGGCCAAGCACAGCAUGCACAAGUCGUCGCAAAGCAAGAUGACUUGCAGUGUGAUCUCCGAAGAAGAUGAAGAUCAGAAGGAGCAGAUCGCAAAUGCACCGGCAUUGGACGUGCAUCAGCUCGUCUCCAUUGCCACAAACUUGACGUUGGGCGUUCAUGCAUGGCUGUCCAAGACCGGCGCCGACAAAGCAGGAGGAGCACUACUUUGGCCGAAGUUCAUCGAAGCGAGCGGCUGCUCUAGGCACGGCCGCAUGAAAUACACAGAGUUCCAGCGGAUGGUGAUGCAGGUAAUGCGGCCGCCGCCAGCGAUUGAGCACCUCAUGGCCUUCUGGAGAGAGGUGGAUCAGGAGGGCAUAGGCGAGGUCACUGCCGGACACUUUGACAGUGCGGUCUACCGACUGCAGGUGGAUACCUGGCCUGAAUUGGAUCAGCAAGGCAUCUUUCGGGUCAUUCACAUCUUGAACACUGCCGCAGACAAGUGGCACCGGGCAGCAGGAAACUGGUACAAGGUGUUCCUGGCCUGCGAUGAGGAUGGCUCUGGCAGCAUGACGUUCGAUGAGAUGGUGGGCGUUUUCCGAAAGAACUUUCCUGGGUUGUCCAUCUCGCCCCAGAAGAUGCCAGAGCAGGACAUUCGCGGGUUUUGGCGCGCUUUGGAUGCCCAUCGUGCGGGGAGAGUUGAGGUGUAUGACUUCAUGAUUUUCAUGAGGAAGUAUGGCGCGCAGUUCUCGAUGCAUAGGUCCAUCCGGAGUAAGACUGCCACAACGGAGAUGGAGGACUACGGGAGACCUCCUGAAAGAAACGAUGAUGAGCUGCGACAAACCGCCAAAGUCCUUGAUGACUCUUUGACCGCCUACUGGAACAGACGUGGGGUCCACGUAAGAGCUGUGGACAAAUGGCAGAGGUUUCUGGACGAAGCUGAUCUGGACCGGGAUGGCCUCGUCACUUUCCAGGAUUUGGAGCAAGCCUUGAUCAUGCGGUUAAAAGCCGGGCGCAAGUUCAUCGAUGAGAACGCCGUGCUGGCCUUCUCUGGCAAAGCCAUGGCACAGUUCCACACAGACGGUGCUGUCGUGAACGGGGUCUCGCACGAUGACUUAUAUGCGUUGUGGUGCCGUAUCGACGCUGACAAUUCCGGCCGCGUUUCAUACAAAGAGUGGACGAGCGGCAUGUACAAGUUGCGGCUGGAUACCUGGCCUGUGAUUUCAGACAUGGAGCAAGGAGCGGUAGUUGACAAGAUCGGCGCAGCAGCCUCAAAGUGGAUCGGAAAAGUGUGCUGGUACAAGGUCUUCAAGCUGGUAGAUGUCGAUGGAUCUGGCGAGAUAGGCUUCGAUGAGUUCUUUCGAAUCAUCCGGCGUCCGCUGCCAUGCCUGGCCAUCACGACCAAGGAGAUCACCAACCCAGAACUCAAGGGCCUCUGGAAGGCAAUGGAUCAGGACAUGUCUGGGUCGAUAAGCGUCCAGGAGUUCAUGGUCUUCAUGCGGCGACUGGAGGUCCGCCGUGGCUAUGCCCAAUGGCGGCCACAAGUGCUGCAAGGCGUCGGGAUGUGUGUGUGUGUGUGUGUGUUUCAGUCACGAAAGCUCGCUCCUUGGAGCUUGCGAGGGUUGUCGUUUACAACCUCUAGUGUUCAGGUGGGUCACCAAGCGACCCCGACCCUUGGCCACCCCCACCCCCCACAAAGGGUUGCCGUAAUUGAUUUAAUGGGCGGGGGGGUGGGCCUCCCGCCGCCUCCUUGGAGGCUCCCAUGCUCCGGAAAGCUUUUUCUGAUACCCUUGGGCUUGCCAUGA